AUGACGAUGACUACGACUAUGACAAACAACGAUGAUAAUGGUGAUGAUGAUGAUGAUGAUGAUGAUGAUGAUGAACAAGUUUCAAUAAAAAGUACAACCCUUACAACACCGCCUGGUUUUCACUGGUUUAUUGAAAAUAUAAAUUUCGAGAAUGUUAUCGGAAUAUCGAAUUACUAUUUGGACUAUUACGGGAACGAAUGGGAAUUUCUGGACGAGGAAAUGGAGGAGGAAGAAGAAGAGGAAGAGAAAGAACUAGAAGAGGGUGACAUUUCUGUAGACUUGCUGACACAAUUUCGGCAGUCCACGAUCGAAAAGAAAGCAGCCGAGAUCCAACUGGAAAAAGGGAAACUACGAGAAAUGAUAAAAAGGGAGAGAGAUCUGUCGGAAGAAACUCUGAUCACUCCGGAAAGCGGGGAAUCCAUUGUUUCUGCCGAAUCGUCCGCAGAAAGUUCAAUCCAUCCUUGCCUCAAAGAUAUAGAUAUCAGCGAUUCCCAACUGAAAUUGCAAAAUCUGUACACGGUGUUUCCGAUUCCUGACGAUCCUGGCUUGGUGCCCGAGUUCUGGACCAUUCACGAACGUAAAAUCGAGUCUUAUCCAGAUGAUGGCGUGCUGAAAUUUUUCGACAUGGUAAAGGCAUCUCGCAUCAGACCUAUACAGGCCUUGGAAGAUAUGUUGCUAUCAGAGAAAAUCAAUUUGCAAUAUUACGGAAUCGAUUGCCGCGCCGUUCGACCUCUUUGCGAAGCCUUGAUGAAAAAUCCUUUCGUUCAUACAAUCAAUCUUACAGGUAAUUGGUUAUCAGAGGAUGCCUGUUAUCAUCUGAAUGAAUUGCUACUGAAAAACAACAUGAUACACACGUUGGUAUUAUCAGGAUGCAAAAUUGGUCCAAAAGGUGCCGCGAAAUUUCACGAUGGAAUUUCGGAGAAUGUGUCACUGAAGACAUUAGAUCUCUCGGAUUGUAAUAUUCGUAAAGAAGGUUUGGACUAUAUUACACAAGCAAUGUGCAAUAACGAAACCAUCGAAACUCUUUUAAUCAACGACAAUAAUUUCGAUGAAUCUUGCUCGGAGGCUUUGCAAAGAUUGCUCUCCUGUUCGCAGACAAUACAGCAUUUAGAAUUGUCAUGGAAUUCUUUGUACACGGCGGAAACUUGGAAGAAACUGAUCAAAGGAUUCGAUAACAAUGAAAUUUUAAUCGAUCUUGAUUUAUCUUGGAACGCUUUAGGGAAAGAAUGUGUUCCAUAUCUUCGUCGAUUAUUAAUACGUUCUACGCCAUUGAAAAAGUUACAUCUGAAUGGAAAUCGAUUUUAUGAUGAAGAUAUAGAGAUCAUAGCGAAAGGAUUAUCGAGGAAUAAAGAACUGGAGGAAUUAUACUUAGGUAACAACCCUAUAAAAGCUGAAGGUGCACUUAAUCUCGUUAAAGCAGUUACACCCGAAAAAUCGCCCGAAAGUUCACUACGUAUUCUGGAUCUUACGAAUAUUUGGGCGAACAAAAACAUAUUACCGGAGCUUCAAACAAUUCAAAAUAAUAGACCAUGGCUCGAUAUUAAGUUAGGAGGGAUACUUAGUAAUUACAAAGUCGAGGGUCCAGAUGUACAAGCAAUAUUUUUGAGAAGAGCCAACUACGAGGCCAUGAAACCAAAGAAGAAACGACAUCGCAAGAAUUUUGGUCACUUUGUAUUAUCACUUUCUGAUGAUCCCAUCUCAAGAGGGAAAUUUGUAGAACUGGUAGAAAAAUUCCAACUAAAGUUAUCUCAAUCUUUGGUAAAUGAACUAAUGCAUACAUUUGCUGGUGUAAGGCAUACCGUCGAUCAAGGAUUAUUAAAAUCUGUUUACAUGAAACAUUUUCCGAAUACAAAACUUCCACUGGAAAAACCUACUAAAAAAAGAAAAAUCAAAGGUGCAAAUAUGAAAAAAGAGGAA
Bombus pyrosoma is the source of this 1917-nucleotide messenger RNA. RefSeq lists its product as uncharacterized. The transcript has 6 exons. Gene Ontology annotation, molecular function: protein binding. The annotation marks the transcript as partial. The record is from RefSeq and is a predicted model, not a curated record. Lineage: Eukaryota; Metazoa; Arthropoda; Insecta; Hymenoptera; Apidae.